UUUUUUUUUUUUUAAUAUAUCUAGGUUAUUUCAACCAGUGGAAUAUGGACAGAAACCUGAAGGUAGGAUUGUAGAUUUCCCAAAUCCUCUAUCAUGGCGUACAGGGAAUACAGUAACGGUUAUGGGAACACAUCAUGGGAAAAGACAAGGAAGAUUGCCUCUUGCCAGAUUUUCAGCAAAUCAUAAUGAGAAAGGUGACAAGAUAGUGAAACUAAGCCAGCUGGCCUCCACAGCUGGAGCCCCAGACAAAACUAUUCAGCCAAACAUGCCUAUAACACUGCAGUUUAAAGGGAAAACAUUUACUUUAUCUUAUGGCCAACUCUGCCAGCUUACUGGAGGGCAUCUUCGGCAACUUCAAGUUGCAGGAAGUGUUCUUCACAUUGUUUCAGUGCCAGGCUUGCGGUAUUUGCAAUCUCAGUGGCCGGUUACCUUGUUGCCCCUCUAUCGUGCUGGGACUGGGACUGUUCAAGAUACUGGCUUCCCAAAGCAUUUAAAGCAUCAAGCAGAUGUGCCAACGUCUACACUAGUAACACAGCAAAUUACCAAUUUGGCAGUGGAUGAUCCAGAAACUGAAUCAAAAUCGGUAUCUACCCUAGAAUGUCCAACACAGACAGCGUUUGAGGAAAGGAACAAGCACCUAAAAGAACGCCUGGACAGAAUAUUUUCUGGAAAUGAGCGACGUUGUUCCAGAGUCCCAUUGUAUGGCAGAGACUUGUUAGGAAUUUGCUCUUUGAUUGGUGAAAAAAAGAUUCCUCAGCAGAGUUCUACCAGGGACAACAAAUGGAGGUGGGCUGGUUUUGUGAACUGUUGCCUUUCUUCAAGUGCCUCAGGAGGCCAAAAUGCUCCACUGCAAGCCCUGAUCCUGACAUCGGAUCAGCGACAGGAAUCCCUAAAGGAUUAUAUUAAUAGCACUCUCUGUGUGCUGCCGGCAGCAGUUGCUGCUCCCGCAUAUUUGCGUGUCGGAAAUCCUCCCCUUUCAUAUAGGCAUGGAAUGAAAAUUUUCAAGCAGAAUCUUAAAGAGCAGGCAGCUCCCUAUUUACAUCAGCUACAACAGAUUACAACUCCACGCUUACUACAAUUCCCUGAUCGCCGACUGGUGCAGUUUGAUUCAGGCAAAUUGGAAGCUCUUGCUGUCUUGCUUCAGAAGUUGAAAUCUAAAGGACACCGUGUGCUGAUUCUAACACAGAUGAUUCUAAUGUUAGAUAUACUGGAGCUGUUCUUAAAUGUCCGUUUUCUCACCUACAUAAGAAUUGAUGAAAAUGUCAACUAUGAGCAAUAUCUGGAGCUGAUAAAAAGAUUCAACAGAGAUAAGCGAAUCUUCUGUGCCAUUCUUUCCUCCCACAGUCCUUCCAUGGGUGGCAGUCACAUAGAGGCAAACACUGUUGUGUUCUGUGACACUGAUUUAGAUCCACUGAUGCAUGCAAAAGCUCAGGAAUGGUGUGAUACAAUUGGGAGAAACAAAGACAUCCACAUAUACAGGCUUGUAAGUGGUAAUUCCAUAGAAGAGAUGCUGUUGAAAAAUGGCACUAAAUGUUUGAUUAAAGAAGUAGCUGCUCAGGGAAAUAACUAUCCUAUAACAUUUUUAACACAGCAAACUGCUCAGGAGUUAUUUGAAGUCCAUUCUUCGUUAGAGGACCUUGAUUUCAGAGUCAAAGCUGGGGAGUUUGUGGUACUUUCUGAGAAACCUUCCCUGGCAGAAACAAUCUGA
Trachemys scripta elegans is the source of this 1708-nucleotide messenger RNA. RefSeq names its product E1A-binding protein p400-like. Bases 122 to 1708 code for a protein of 528 amino acids. Gene Ontology annotation, molecular function: ATP hydrolysis activity; histone binding. The transcript is spliced from 10 exons. Gene Ontology annotation, cellular component: Swr1 complex. The record is from RefSeq and is a predicted model, not a curated record. Lineage: Eukaryota; Metazoa; Chordata; Testudines; Emydidae.